Molecule: messenger RNA, 2217 nt
Organism: Dermatophagoides farinae (American house dust mite)
Lineage: Eukaryota; Metazoa; Arthropoda; Arachnida; Sarcoptiformes; Pyroglyphidae
Product: protein O-mannosyl-transferase Tmtc4
Biological process (GO): protein O-linked glycosylation via mannose; endoplasmic reticulum unfolded protein response
Cellular component (GO): endoplasmic reticulum
Molecular function (GO): protein binding; mannosyltransferase activity
Source: RefSeq, a predicted model, not a curated record
UUUGAUUAUAAUUGGAAAUUUUUCUUAUUCAUCAUAUUGUUAGAUGAAUUACCCUAAAGAUUAUUUGUUGAUAUUUUUCUCUGCAUUAUUGGCAUUUAUUCGUUCAAUACGAAAUGAUUUCGUUUUUGAUGAUCAAGAAGCAAUUAUUAAGAAUAGAGAUCUUAAAAAUUUGGAUGACAUUUUUUCAUUGAAUGUAUUUCAACAUGAUUUUUGGGGCACAGAUAUCGACGCCGAUUCAAGCCAUAAAUCUUAUAGGCCAUUCACUGUGAUUAUAUAUCGUUUGAUUGCAAAGUUUAUCGCAAUCGAUAAUCAAACAUCGUUAUCAUCAUCUAAAUCUUUAGAUCCAUUUCCAUUUCAUUGUAUAAAUGUAUUGGCAUAUUGUUUUUGCUGUUGUUAUUUGUAUCUAAUCAUUAAAAAUUGGUUAAGAUCACGACUAAUAUGUCAUGGAGAAUUCCGUCAACUUGCAUUGAAAAUUACUCUAUUUUUCACCAUACAUCCACUUCAUUGUGAACCGGUAUCCACUUGUGUAGGAUUGGCUGAUAUAUUAUCGGCAUUAUGUUCAUUGGUUUCAUUGAAUUUUUUCAUAUCGAAUCUCAAUCUAUACGAUUCACAUUCACAUAAAUCAUCGAUAAAAUGGAUCAUAAUUCAAUUAAACAUUAUAUUAUUUGCAUUUGCAUCAAUGUUUUUCAAAGAGCAAGGAAUCACCAUAUUGGGUUUUGUUCUGAUUCUUAUCAUACAAUUAUGGCUAAAAUCUUGGCUAACCAGUGAUAAAAAUAUUCGACAUUUAAGAUUAUUAUCUACCGUUUUUAUUUAUCUAUUUACGAUUGUUGGAUUUCUUUAUCUUCGAUUAUGGAUCAUGAAUUUUAAAUUACCUCGUUUCAGCCGAAUGGAUAAUCCUGCUUCUCAUAUGACAAGUUCAAUAUUUCGAUUCAUCAAUUAUAAUUAUUUUUAUUUAUUGAAUACUGUGAUCAUUCUCUGUCCAAUUUGGCUUUCAUUCGAUUGGUCAAUGGGAUGUAUACGUUUAAUCGAAACAUUCGUUGAUUAUCGUUUUCUGUUGGUCAUUUUAUUCUGGAUUAUCACAAUAAUUGUCAUUUGCAAAAUUCUUUUUUCAUCACCGAAUUUAUUGCCAUUUAUUUUGUUUACAAUCGUUACAUUUUUACCAUCAUCGAAUAUAUUUUUUCCAGUUGGUUUCGUUAUUGCUGAACGUAAUCUAUUUCUUCCGAUUCUGGGAUAUUGUGCCUUUUUUGUUCAUUGUCAUUAUCGUUUGAGCAAAUUAUUAGCACCACAUUUUUGUACAUUGCUCAAUAAUUCUUUCUACCUGUUGCUUAUUAUUUUUACUAUUCGAACAUAUCAACGAUGUGGAGAUUGGAAUGAUGAAUUGAAAUUGUACGAACUAGAUGCCCGGAUUUGUCCGGAAAAUGCCAAAAUUUAUUAUAAUAUUGGAAAAAUUUCUGCCGAUAUGGGCAAUCGAUUGAAAGCUAUUGAUUAUUAUCGUCGAUCAUUGAUGCUUUAUGAAAACUAUACAAAUGCAUUGAAUAAUUUGGCAAACAUUAUGAAAGAAGAUCCCGAUGGAUUGGAUGAAGCCAAACAACUUCUUCAACGUGCUUGUCAAUUAGAUCCCAAAUUUGCAACUGGUUGGAUGAAUUUAGCAACCAUUGAAAUGGCAUUAGGAAAUUUUGAUCAAUCAGAACGUUAUUUUUAUCGUGCUUUAGAUAUUCGUCCUGAUCAUGCAAACACUCAUUUCAACAUGGGAAAUUUGUAUAUCAAACAAAAAAAAUUCAAAGAAGCAGAAAAUUCUUUACGUCGUGCCAUUGAAUUGAAUAGAAAAUUUACAAAAGCUUGGCAUAAUUUGAUUCUAAUGAAACAGAAUGACCAAUCAUUCGAUAUGGCAUAUGAAUUGGCCACAAAAGCAUUGACUGAAUUAUCCAAUGAUGAUAGUUUACAUUUUCUAAUGGCUAACAUUUGUGGCCAAUAUUUGCAAAAAUUUUCAAAAGCUGAACAUCAUUUUCAUGAAGCAAUACGAUUACGGCCAAAAAAUCCAAUCUAUUCAAAUAAUUUAGCCGUUCUAUAUCAUCGAAUCGGUAGAUAUUCGGAUGCAAUCCAAUAUUAUCGACAAACACUACGACUGGAUCCAAGCCAUAAGAAUGCAAAAAAUAAUUUGAAUAAAUUAUUGAAAAAGACAAAAUGAAAAACUUUUUUUUUUUUUAUUCAAUUCAA